This is a messenger RNA of Porites evermanni, 876 nucleotides long. The record is from the annotation of a GenBank genome assembly. Lineage: Eukaryota; Metazoa; Cnidaria; Anthozoa; Scleractinia; Poritidae.
AUGUGGUUCUGGAUUUCUGGUUGGUUCCUCGUUGCUUUGGCGUUGGUUGGCAACGGCAUCGUUAUUUACUUUAUCAUGACAUCCACUCGCCUGCAGACUAGACUUACUAACUGGUUUGUACUCUCCGUCGCUGUAGCUGAUGUGUGCGUAGCUUUGACGUUCUUUCCACCGUUAUUUAGCCGCAAUUUUCUGGGCUUCACCUUCGACGCAACGCACGCUGGCGCAUUCUUCAAAAUCAGUUUCACAUUCAUGUACUGCUCCAACGCGAAUCUUUUCGCCAUGACCAUGGAUCGCUAUAUCGCCGUUACAAGACCUCUGAGGUACGUGGCAGUCAUGACACAAGACGUUAUCUUUGGUCUCAUCGCUGCUGCCUGGGUCACGCCAUUUUUACUCUUCUCAUUUCCUGCCAUUUUCACGUAUAACGACAACCCAGGGUAUACCAUGUUCGUGGAGGUCUCGCGUGUCAUCGUUUUCCAGAUUUCCCCUUUGGUGGCUUUCGUGGGUGUAACAUGCCAUCUCCUUUACUUUGCGAACAAGCUCGCCCGAGAAACAAGAAAAAUGGUCACCCAGGUCCGCUUCAAUCAAGUGAAUGACGAAUGCAAAGUCUCUCAGCAUCCAGGUACUGGCCGUGUAAGUAAGAGGGGGACAACCGCUAUGAUCCUGCUGAUCAUCACAGCCUUCAACAUCACCUACCUUGGAGGAAACUACCGAUGCAUUUGCCUUUUGACCGAAGCCUGUCCCUUUGAAGGCACCGUCAAGAAGAUCAUUCUUCUGGUGCUGAUUGCCAACUCGGCGGUGAAUCCAAUCGUGUACGCCUUUCACAAGAAGGAUUUCCGAAAAGAGCUGUGUAAGGUGUUGAAAUUGCCAAACGUGUAA